Hibiscus syriacus is the source of this 2886-nucleotide messenger RNA. RefSeq names its product pentatricopeptide repeat-containing protein At3g48810. The transcript has a single exon. Bases 214 to 2208 code for a protein of 664 amino acids. Lineage: Eukaryota; Viridiplantae; Streptophyta; Magnoliopsida; Malvales; Malvaceae. Gene Ontology annotation, molecular function: protein binding. The record is from RefSeq and is a predicted model, not a curated record.
UAAAAUACCAUCCGUACUUCUCUACAAUAGAUUCCUUUGUCUUCUUCAGUUCUAGUCUUUCUGCAAUUCCAAGCCAAACACUUGAAACCAGAUUGUUCCCUCUUCUUGUAAGGUCAGCCAGUUCAAUUUAUUUAUUUUUUUUUCAAAUUUCUAGUUUAAUUUUCGAUUCCCUGAAUCCAAAAACUGGAAAAUUUUUAGGUUUAGUUCUUAAUCAUGUACUUAAGAGAAGGCCGCUCCCUAUUGCUGAAAGUGAAGAAACCUUCAAUCCCAUUUAUUUUGAACACAAACCCAGUUUUAAACCCCGACAAAGAACCCCAAUCCGACCAAAACCAAACCCAACUCGAAGAAUCCCAGGUUCUCAGCACAUUAAAACAAGAACUCAACAUUUCUUUAGCUUUAAAUUACUUCAAAUCCAUAGCCAAUUCAAAUUCCUUCAAACACACACCACAAACAUACCAAUGCAUGAUCCAGAAGCUCGCACUAGAGUCCCAAAUCGAUGGUAUUCAAUAUCUUUUACAACAGAUGAAGUUAGAAAGGAUUAGCUGUAGUGAGGACUUGUUUGUGAUUGUGAUUGAUUCUUAUCACCAAAAGGGUUUAGUUGAACAAGCUUUGAAAAUGUUUUAUAGGAUUAAGGAAUUCGGUUGUGAGCCGACAGUUAAGAUUUAUAACCGUGUUUUGGAUGCAUUGCUGAGCGAGAAUCGGUUGUUGAUGAUUAAUCCGAUAUACGGUAAUAUGAAGCGAGAUGGUUUGGAGCCGAAUUUGCUUACUUAUAAUAUUCUUUUGAAAGCUUUGUGUAUGAAUGACAAGGUAGAUAGUGCUUGUAAGUUGUUGAAUGAAAUGGCAAGCGUGGGUUAUUCUCCGGAUGCUAUGAGCUACGCCACUAUAGUUUCUUCGAUGUGUAAGCUUGGUAAGCUUGAUGAAGCUAGGGGGCUUGUGAGGAGAUUUAGAUCGUAUGUGAGUGUUUAUAAUGCAUUGAUAAGUGGAUAUUGUGUAGAAUACAAGCUUAAGGAGGCGUUAGAUAUGUUUGAAGAAAUGUUGGUUGAAGGACUAGACCCUGAUGUUAGAUCGUAUUCAAUGAUUAUCAGUUCCCUUUCGAGUGUGAGAAACGUUGAGUUGUCACUUACGUUUUUUGCCAAGAUGUUUGUGAGAGGGUGCAGCCCUAAUAUCUACACGUUCUCUUCGUUGAUGAAGGGGUAUUUCAAGGCAGGAAGGGUUCAUGAAGCUUUUGACUUUUGGAACCGGAUGGUUCAAGAGGGAAUUGAAACAAAUACUGUUUUCUAUAACACUGUAAUACACGGUCUCUGCUCAAAUGGGAAGGUCGAUGAGGCUAUAUCUGUAUCCUAUCAGAUGGAGGAAAAUGGCUGGCCUCCAAAUGUAGUCUCAUAUAGCUCUCUUAUUAAUGGAUUCGCAAAGGUCGGUGAUUUGGCUGGUGCAUCUGAAACAUGGAAUAGAAUGAUGUCCAAUGGUUGUCAUCCCAACGUUGUAGCAUAUACAAGCAUGGUGGAUGUCCUUUGCCGGCAUUCUAUGUUUGACUGCGCUCAUUCUCUUAUAGAGAAGAUGGUGUUGGAAAACUGCACUCCGAGCACAGUCACUUUCAAUGCAUUUAUCAAAGGUUUAUGUAGUAACGGAAGAGUUGAUUGGGCAAUGAAAGCACUUGACGAAAUGAAGCAUUAUGGUUGCGUUCCUAACAUCAUAACAUAUAAUGAGCUGCUCGAUGGUCUAUUCAAAGUAAAUAGGCUAAAAGAGACGUUUGGGAUUAUGCGGGAGAUUGAAGAAAAAGGAAUUGAAUGGAAUUUAGUCACUGACAAUACCAUUUUGUCUGGAUUUUGUCAUGCCGGUAUGUUAGAGGAUGCUUUGCAACAUUUUGGGAAAAUGCUGGUUCGAGGUAUAAAACCUGAUGCGUUCACAUAUAACAUAAUAAUAUUUACCUACUGUAAGAAGGGUAAGGUGAAGAUCGCUGUCAAACUUUUGGAUCGUACUCGUGCUGGGGAUGAUUGGUGUCCGGACGUAAUUUCAUACACCAGUCUUAUAUGGGGCCUCUGUAAUUGGGUUGAUAUAGAAGUGGCUAUCAGUUACCUUAAUAAGAUGAUAAAUGAGGGGAUAUGUCCCAAUGUUGCAACAUGGCAUGUUUUAGUCCAAUGUUUGUUUAACAACUUAGGCCAUUUGGGACCCAUUCACAUUUUGGAUGAUAUUCUAGGUAGCAGAUGAGAAUGUGUUCGGCUAGGAUUCUUUUCGGGUCAAGGCGGAUACGUUGCGAACCGUUGAUGACAAUGUAAAAGAUACUCAUGUCGAGUGACUGAAAUGUACCUGUUGCCUAGCCUCGGGUGGUUAAUACAUUCGAUCAGAGAAGGCUGAACGUUGUGCAUUUUGAACCACAAAAUUCUUGCAGAUAAACAUCGGUCAGGUUUCUCAGCCUAACAAGCGAGUCCACUCGACUUGAACCGGCUCUGUCUCAUGGAAACCUUGUGAGAACCGGUAGUUUGAGUUUUUUCUUUCCAGAUAAUGGCAUUGGCAUUUCUGGCAUUGUACAGAUGCUUGCUGCGAGCGACACUGCAGCAGCUGCGACUUUAAAUUUCCGACUACUCUUAAUUUCGGUUUGUUCGAUUUAGGUGACAAAUUUAUGAGUUAUUUGAUUGCAAACAGUUUAUUAUAGUUUCACCACACACCUUUUACUCGCACGGUAAGAUUGUGCUCCAAAAUACAUGCACCGAGAACCACAACGGGAGGGCAUCGCUGUUCUUCUCGGAGAACAUUUCCUUCCACACUCGACUCUCCGAUGGUACGCUAAGACCUGCUUGUGUGAUGCCAAGAAAACAUAUUCACCGGUACGAGUGAUGGGGAAAAUGCCAUGUACAAGUCCCUUGAUGUUUGUAUAGUCUAUAUUGU